This is a messenger RNA of Manis javanica (Malayan pangolin), 3965 nucleotides long. RefSeq names its product hyaluronan synthase 3 (gene HAS3). Gene Ontology annotation, cellular component: plasma membrane. NCBI's taxonomy places the organism in Eukaryota, Metazoa, Chordata, Mammalia, Pholidota, Manidae. Gene Ontology annotation, biological process: hyaluronan biosynthetic process; polysaccharide biosynthetic process; extracellular matrix assembly. The record is from RefSeq and is a predicted model, not a curated record. Gene Ontology annotation, molecular function: hyaluronan synthase activity.
GCGCGGCGGUGGCGGUGCACCGGGAAGCGGGGCGCGGCGAGGAGCGGGAGGAAGGGCAUGGAGCCGCCGCGGGCCCGCUGAGCACUGGAGCGCGGGCAGCGGGCGGCACGAUGCCGGUGCAGCUGACAACAGCCCUGCGUGUGGUGGGCACCAGCCUAUUUGCCUUGGCAGUGUUGGGUGGUAUCCUGGCAGCCUAUGUAACAGGCUACCAGUUCAUCCACACAGAAAAGCACUACCUGUCCUUUGGCCUGUAUGGUGCCAUCCUGGGCCUGCACCUGCUCAUCCAGAGCCUGUUUGCAUUCCUGGAGCACCGGCACAUGCGGAGGGCAGGUCGGCCACUGAAGUUGUCAUCCCCAUUGCGGCGCUCGGUGGCGCUCUGCAUCGCUGCAUACCAAGAGGACCCUGACUACUUGCGCAAGUGCCUGCGCUCGGCCCAGCGCAUCGCUUUCCCUGACCUCAAGGUGGUCAUGGUGGUGGACGGCAAUCGCCAGGAGGACGCCUACAUGCUGGACAUCUUUCAUGAGGUGCUAGGUGGCACUGAGCAAGCUGGCUUCUUUGUGUGGCGCAGCAACUUCCAUGAGGCGGGCGAGGCCGAGACGGAGGCCAGUCUGCAGGAGGGCAUGGACCGUGUGCGGAAUGUAGUGCAGACUAGUACCUUUUCAUGCAUCAUGCAGAAGUGGGGAGGCAAGCGAGAGGUCAUGUACACAGCUUUCAAGGCCCUUGGUGACUCGGUGGACUACAUCCAGGUGUGUGACUCUGACACCGUGCUGGAUCCAGCCUGUACCAUCGAGAUGCUUCAAGUCCUGGAGGAGGACCCCCAAGUAGGGGGAGUUGGGGGAGAUGUCCAAAUCCUCAACAAAUAUGAUUCAUGGAUCUCCUUCCUGAGCAGUGUGCGGUACUGGAUGGCUUUCAAUGUGGAGCGGGCCUGCCAGUCCUAUUUUGGCUGUGUUCAGUGUAUCAGUGGGCCCUUGGGCAUGUACCGCAACAGCCUCCUCCAGCAGUUCCUGGAGGACUGGUACCAUCAGAAGUUCCUAGGCAGCAAGUGCAGCUUUGGGGAUGACCGUCACCUCACCAACCGAGUCCUGAGCCUCGGCUACCGGACUAAGUAUACAGCACGUUCAAAGUGCCUCACAGAGACCCCCACCAAAUACCUCCGGUGGCUCAACCAGCAGACCCGCUGGAGCAAGUCUUACUUCCGAGAGUGGCUCUACAACUCUCUAUGGUUCCAUAAGCACCACCUCUGGAUGACCUACGAAUCAGUGGUCACAGGUUUCUUCCCUUUCUUCCUCAUCGCCACGGUCAUACAGCUUUUCUACCGAGGCCGCAUCUGGAAUAUCCUCCUCUUCCUGCUGACAGUGCAGCUGGUGGGCAUUAUCAAGGCUACCUAUGCCUGCUUCCUUCGUGGCAAUGCAGAGAUGAUCUUCAUGUCCCUCUACUCCCUUCUCUAUAUGUCCAGCCUGCUGCCUGCCAAGAUCUUUGCCAUUGCUACCAUCAACAAGUCUGGCUGGGGUACUUCUGGCCGAAAAACCAUCGUGGUGAACUUCAUUGGCCUCAUCCCUGUGUCCAUCUGGGUGGCGGUCCUUCUUGGGGGGUUGGCCUACACAGCCUAUUGCCAGGAUCUGUUCAGUGAGACAGAGCUAGCCUUCCUUGUCUCUGGGGCCAUCCUAUAUGGAUGCUACUGGGUAGCCCUCCUCAUGUUGUAUCUGGCCAUCAUUGCCCGGCGAUGUGGGAAGAAGCCAGAGCAGUACAGUUUAGCUUUUGCUGAGGUAUGACAUCAUCCCCAAGCAGAGCAGGGAAAGUGCAAUGGGGAAGGGAAGGAAGGGGAAUGGAAGAGGAAAGGGUGGGAGGGAGGAGGGAGUGCUGUUUUAGUUUAUUAAUGGUCCAAAGGACAAAUCUGAAGUGCAAAAAAUGGUAACUGGAAUAUGGCCUGGGGCAGUUCUGCUUAAAGGUAACAACCCUGAUUACAGCUCAGGGUGGGCAGAAGGGACAUAUAUAUUUUCAGGCUGCCUGUCUGCUUGCCUCUGACACAUGGUGGCCUCUGGGAAAAAAACCACUUCCUCCCCCAGGGAACUCAGAAGUGUGUUAAACCAAACAAUAAGUUCCAUUCAGUGGCAACUUCUGAUAGGUAAGUGAGCAACAAUAGCCUGGGGGAAGGGGUUCUCUUCACCCACCUGCACACAGAGGUGGAGGGAGCCUGAGAGAUCAGGGCUACCUAAUAAUGCAUCCCUGCCUCAAUCUAGUUAUCAAUGCACUGAGGUCGUGCCUGAGAUACAAGGCCCAGAAGCCUGGUCUUUGGGCGUCAGAAAACAGGGUCCAGGAGUGGUGCUUUCUUAUGCAGCAUUCCACAUCUCAGCAUCCCAAGGAUGAGCCAAACUAGCAGGGAGUUAGCACUGAACUGUUCUGAAGUGUGUGUGUGUGUGUGUGUACACACAUUAAAAAGGAAUGUUUGCCAGGAGGAACAAAGCUUGGUGGCAGUGCUAAAAGCCACGGGCUACAUGGAGGCCUUGGGCUGAAUGUAUUCCAUGUGGCAAUUGCCCAGACAUCUAGAUAAGCUUGUCUGUGAUCUCUGCUUGGGAGAUAAAAUGUUUUGGUCAUCUCCCUGUAAGGUUAAAGCCCAACAUUGCUCAGAAAGGAAGUGAAGGCUUGUGUAUUUCAACCUGUAUACUCCUGAAUUCUUCUCUCAAAUUCAGCUGUGACUAAGACCAGCUCCUUACUUCACUUUCUUCAAGGUGACAUAGUCACCUCUUCCACCCUCCUUGUUGGGCAAGUUCAAGGUGGCAGAUGAGUCUGGACUGUCAUAGCCCUCUAUGCAAUAGGCAAGCAGCCCUCAGCUAACGGGGAAAAACUACUAGGAGCCUCUGAUGAAACUGGCUACAAUCUUCUAACUGCUUGGACAGAUUCCUUGGCAGCUGGAUGGCAUGAAGGACGUUCAGGCUAUAGUUCUUGACAAUCGUCUCCAAUGCAAAGCUUUUUAGCAUUCCUCAAAUCCAAGCUGGAUGUCUUCAAGACUGCCCAUUCUCAGUGGCUUCUCCAGGGAAUUAUCACAGCCAAACUGGACAGUCACUACUGCAUCUGCUUGCUUCUUUCCAGAAACCAAACAAAAACCUCUGCUCUUUGGGGGAGUGAGAGAAGGCCAAUUUCUAGAUUUGCAACCCACAGACUGUUCUCAAUUCUUGGACUUGAAACCUGAGAUCUUGACUAAACCAUUGCUUAGAGAUUGCUUGCUCUCUCCCCCCAAAUGUCCAUUCUCAGAGGGGACGGCUAAUCCCUCAGAACCAGCAUCAAGGUAGAGUAGUUGAGGGUGCAAGCUUCUAGUGUGCCCAGGUGCUUCCUACAGAGGAACAAAGAAUGCUCCGAGCCAGACUGGCAAACCCUGGUGCCUUCCUCCAUUGCCUAAGAACGCAAGGGUUUUCAAGGUGCCGCCAACACUGCACCACGUAGACCUAGAGUUUCUUAUAAGACUGCUCGUUGAAGCUGGGCCCAAUCCAUAAAGGCUGGUAAGAGGCAGCAGGCAUUUGCCAAAGGCAGUUGUUUCAGGCUCUUCCGUGUUUUUGCUGGCCAAGAAGUAAACUAUUUUGAGCACUACAAUGGAGGAAAUCCGCUCAGCCAACUGCAGAGCUCAGACUUCACUAAGGGCUUGUUUAUCUUCAGCUUUUACUUAAAGAUUGUUAAUGUAGGAUGGACUCCUGGCUGGAGAACUCUUGGCUGUCCUGCCAUCAGCACUGUGGUCAUCAACUGUCUUCAUAUCAAGAGUAAGCAGUGCAAGAAGUGGGCUCACAACGUUUGACCUCGACUGGUUUUUCUAAGUUAUUUUGUACAUUUUUCAGCAGUGAAACCAAACUGGGUCUUCAGCUUUAUCCCCAUUUCUUGCAAGGGAAGAGCCUUUAUACAAUUGGACACAUUUUGGUUUUUCCUCAUUGAGAAUUUUAACCCUUUUAUAUUCUUUCUACAGUAAUUUGUAAACA